AUGAAGAAGGCUUCGUCGCUCUCAGAGCUGGGCUUCGACGCCAACGGCGCUUCCUUGGGCUUCUUCCGCCCCAGGGAUCCGCUACUGUUCCACCCCGUUGCCGACGGCGGCGCCACACCCACGGCGCACCGCCGGAGGUUGACCAAGGUCUCCGUCAUCGGCGCCGGCAACGUGGGCAUGGCCAUCGCGCAGACCAUCCUCACGCGCGACCUCGCCGACGAGAUUGCGCUGGUGGACGCGCUCCCGGACAAGCUCCGUGGUGAGAUGCUGGACCUGCAACAUGCCACGGCAUUCCUGCCGCGCACGCGCCUCGUCUCCGACACGGAUCUGGCCAUGAUCCGGGGCUCCGACCUGGCCAUCGUCAUGGCCGGCGCGCGCCAGAUCCCCGGGGAGUCGCGGUUCAACCUGCUGCAGCAGAACGUGGCGCUCUUCAAGAAGAUCGUGCCGGUGCUGGCGGAGCACUCCCCAUCCUCGGAGGCGCUGCUGCUCAUCGUCUCUAACCCCGUCGACGUGCUCACCAACGUCAUCAGCUCCGGCACCAACCUUGACUCGUUCCUCCUCGCCAAGCACCUCGACAUCAACGCGCAGGAAGUGCAGAUAGCGCUUGGGACACCCAACUUGGUAACUAUCUUCUCCCCCACCGAGAAGCACAACCCCUUGACGACUAAAGCAAGCGACGACCAGAACGUCACCGAGUGUUACGUUGACGCAUCCAUACCAUCAGAAAAGUUGAUCAUGGGACCAACCCCAGCUGGUCUGGGUGUGGUCAUUCGGCUCUCUCAACACAAAAACCAUCGAGGCGUGCUCGUGAAAGCACACGUCAACGACCCGGCCGACCGUCUCGAUGCUUCAGCUCUGGCUAUGCAGCUUGCUGUUGUCAUUUGCGAGCGCUUGGACCUUGAGGAGGUCACGUUCCUGGAUAACCAGUCGCUUGUCACAACUCUCCAGGCGCACGGCAACUCGGGCAGAAGAUGGGUCGUCAAAAUCCCAAGGAGUGCCAACAAGAAAGCGCACAAGCUCGCCAAACAGGCUCGGCAAUCUCUUGCAGGGAAGGCAUGCGAGUUUACACGCAACAAUAAAAGUCAUGCCGGUUCGUGCCCGGUGCUACAGGCGCUCCACAGCGGUCAAUGGGAGGAGGGCUUCUCCCUUGUCUCUGUACUGUGCUUCUGAUUGAACUACUAGCGGGGAAACCAUAACCACCUCAAGGUGAGGUCGCAUGCUUUUAUGGAUUCCCAUCAGAGGGUUGCAAUUUCUAGGUUGCAGAUGUAUUUGGACUUUUUUUUUUGAGGAAGAAAAAUGUGUUGCGGCGGGCUAAGCAUUAAGCUAA
Messenger RNA from Panicum virgatum (switchgrass), 1327 nucleotides. RefSeq names its product L-lactate dehydrogenase-like. The transcript is spliced from 3 exons. Gene Ontology annotation, biological process: carboxylic acid metabolic process. NCBI's taxonomy places the organism in Eukaryota, Viridiplantae, Streptophyta, Magnoliopsida, Poales, Poaceae. Gene Ontology annotation, molecular function: oxidoreductase activity, acting on the CH-OH group of donors, NAD or NADP as acceptor. The record is from RefSeq and is a predicted model, not a curated record. Bases 1 to 1170 code for a protein of 389 amino acids.